UUCGGGGAGGAGGGGGGAUUCCUUGACGCGCGCUGGUAAACAGACAACAUGGCGGCGACAGUGGCAGUGGCAAGGGCGCCUUUCGGCUUCCUCCAACGUCGAGGAGGUUUGGCUGCUGCCACCCUCUCUGUUUCUUCUUCCUCUUCGUCCUCCCUGGGCCUCUUGAGCCUGAGGGGUUUAGCACACGGGCGCUGCUCGGCCCUGCCCUCUGCCGCGAGAGGUUACAGUUCUGAGGCGAAAGGAGGGGAAGAGGAGCUGCGGGUCCGAUAUUUGGACGAUGAACACAAAGGAAUUGUUGUACUUGGAAUAAAUAGAGCACAUGCAAAAAAUGCACUUAACAAAAAUCUUGUAAAAAUGAUGUCAAAAGUUAUGGAAGCUUUGAAAACUGACAAAAAAGUACGGACUGUUAUAUUCCGAAGUGAAGUUCCAGGCGUAUUUUGUGCUGGUGCGGACCUAAAAGAAAGAGCCAAAAUGCACUCGAGUGAAGUAAGCUCUUUUGUUUCAAAAGCAAGAACAACAAUUAAUGAAAUGGCUAAUCUUCCAGUACCAACUAUUGCAGCAAUAGAUGGCAUUGCAUUAGGUGGUGGUCUAGAAUUGGCUUUAGCAUGUGACGUAAGAGUGGCAGCCACUUCUGCAAAAAUGGGUCUAGUUGAAACAAAGUUAGCAAUCAUUCCUGGUGCAGGUGGAACACAAAGGCUGCCUCGUACAAUUGGUGUUUCUCUGGCAAAAGAACUAAUAUUUUCUGCACGUGUACUUGAUGGUCAAGAAGCAAAAUCAAUAGGAUUGAUCAAUCAUGUGGUAGAACAAAAUGAAGCAGGGGAUGCUGCUUAUAAAAGAGCUUUAGCCCUGGCAAGAGAAUUUUUACCUCAGGGACCAGUAGCAAUGAGAGUUGCAAAACUGGCCAUCAAUCAAGGAAUGGAAUCUCAAAACUCCAUUGAGAGAAAACUGGCUGGGAAAUGUUUUAGUAGGAUAUGGGAAGUACUGGUAUUACUCUGCAGCUCACCUUUGCAGCAGCACAUACUUCAUAGAUGUUGGAUCUCAGUUCCCAUAUGCAAGUAUGUCAUCAUAUCUAGUUUCAGCUUCGGUUUAAAAACCAUUCAAAUGAAGAAUAAUCUGUUUGUCCAUAGAAUCACCUUUCCUAGAAAACAGCAUUUGUUAAUAAAGUAGGACUGUUUAAGUUUAGUAUCCUGGAGUACAUUUUCUUUGUCCUUUCAAGAAUCACUGGUUUGUUCAUAAUAUAUCCAUAUCUUUGUGCAAAGGCAUAUGGGUAAUGCAAAUAAAGAAACUUAAAGACGUACAGAGAUUGGACAAUAACCUGCAUUGGUCCUGCAUGUCUACUAGUUGUGAUGUGCCAGCAGGACUUGAUUCUAAUGCAAUAUGAACUCACUUCUUUCUCUGACCUCUACUGACCUGCCCAUUUGAAAAUUCCUGGUUCCUGUUACUUAGGCUUCACAUACUGCCCUUGGCUUGGCUAAAAACAACAGUGAUUUGAUUUAUUUUUACACUAUUAUUCUGAAAAUAGUAUAUAGAUACGAUGAAUUUAAUAUUAUGAGGUUUAUCCCAAAUGCUCAUUAAUGUCCUUUCCCCUGCUUUUGGAAGGCAGUUGGUCAAAAGCCAACUUACCUUGUUUUCUUUGACCUGACAUUCUGAAAAUGUGAUAUUGAUCUAUAUUGUCUUAUAUCAAUAUAUGUGAUGCUUUUAAAAUGAACAAAC
This is a messenger RNA of Varanus komodoensis (Komodo dragon), 1713 nucleotides long. It is a transcript of the gene AUH, whose product is annotated as AU RNA binding methylglutaconyl-CoA hydratase. The record is from RefSeq and is a predicted model, not a curated record. NCBI's taxonomy places the organism in Eukaryota, Metazoa, Chordata, Lepidosauria, Squamata, Varanidae. Gene Ontology annotation, biological process: fatty acid beta-oxidation. Gene Ontology annotation, cellular component: mitochondrion. Gene Ontology annotation, molecular function: enoyl-CoA hydratase activity. Bases 49 to 1167 code for a protein of 372 amino acids. The transcript has 9 exons.